Dermochelys coriacea (leatherback sea turtle) is the source of this 3369-nucleotide messenger RNA. It is a transcript of the gene OVOL1, whose product is annotated as ovo like transcriptional repressor 1. The record is from RefSeq and is a predicted model, not a curated record. NCBI's taxonomy places the organism in Eukaryota, Metazoa, Chordata, Testudines, Dermochelyidae. Gene Ontology annotation, cellular component: nucleus. Gene Ontology annotation, molecular function: DNA-binding transcription factor activity, RNA polymerase II-specific; RNA polymerase II cis-regulatory region sequence-specific DNA binding. The transcript is spliced from 4 exons. The coding region runs from base 544 to 1302 and encodes 252 amino acids. Gene Ontology annotation, biological process: epidermal cell differentiation; regulation of transcription by RNA polymerase II.
AAACAAACUCGCUAAUGAGCUCAGCGCAGGUACAGUUCUUUCCUCUUCCCGAUCCGAUCCGUCCCUCCGGAUCGGAGCCCGCAAAAGUCCUGGCUCUCCCGGCAGGGGAGCGGUUAGCGGAGAACCCGGGGAGCCUGCCUGCUCCGUAGCCCGCCCCGGUCGCUUCCCCCGCCACUUCCGCGGCUGUACCUGCUGGGAGGCUGAAGCUGACCAGAGCGCAGGCUGCGCGCGAAGAACGGGGCUGGGUGAAACCGACCAGGACUCAACGGUCCAUCCCCGGGACGCUGCGGGCCUGGCUUGUUGCAAGGUUCCAUCCUAGAACGUUGAGGAAACUUUUGUUCGCUGCUCUCCUUGCAACGUCACCUGCUCCCUGGAAAUCCCUCUCGCUGCUGAUUUAUUGUUUUAUUUUUAUUUUAUUUGAAAGGAAAAGCCCCUUCCCAAGUUGGGUGAAAGUUUGUCCCUGUUUUUAUGCUAAGAGGCAGAAGCCUUGUAUUUAUUGAUUGAUCUGUUUAAGAAUCCCAGGCAAUUUAAUUGAUCUCAGAGAUGCCUCGGGCUUUCUUAGUGAAAAAAUCCCGUGUGUCUGUGGGCAAAAGGAACUGGAGUGAAUUGCCUGAUGAAGAGAGAGGAGAGAUCUAUGUACCAGUCUGCCUGGGGGGUUGUGCCCUGGGCAAGGACUUGGAGCCCUCGGUGGCUGAAGCCCCCUCAUAUCCUAUGCCCCUGGACCUGACCCUGCGAGAGGCGAGCUACACCGCUGCCCAGCUCCCCGGGGAGGGGCCCCCAGCUGGGCAGCACAGUGGGUUCCUGCGGCCCAAAAUGAAGGUGACGCUGGGCGAGGGGCCGGGCGAGCUGUUCUCCUGCCCCGUGUGCCAGAAGGGCUUCAGCUACCAGCGCAUGCUCAACCGGCACCUCAAGUGCCACAGCGAGGUCAAGCGCCACCUGUGCCCCUACUGCGGGAAGGGCUUCAACGACACUUUCGACCUCAAACGCCACGUCCGCACCCACACAGGCGUGCGCCCGUACAAGUGCAACCUGUGCGACAAGGCCUUCACGCAGCGCUGCUCGCUGGAGUCGCACCUGAAGAAGAUCCAUGGGGUGCAGCAGCGCUACGCCUACAAGGAGCGGCGGGCCAAGCUCUACGUGUGCGAGGAGUGCGGCUGCACGGCCGACAGCCAGGAGGGCCACCUGCUCCAUCUGCGGGAGCAGCACCCUGACAGCCCCCUGCUGCGCAAGGCCUCACGCAAGACAGCUGCCUCCCUGCACAGUGCCCUCCCCACCCUGCUGCAGAGCAGCCCGUGCCUGUGAAAUGGUGCCCCCUGCAGGGCACCCGGUGCCUAGGAGACAGCGCCCCCUGGGGGCUGGGCAGGGCCUAUACAGCAAUGAGCCCCCGUGAGACAGUGUCCCCUGGUGGGCGCCCAACACUGGGGUAGGACCAGUGACUGAGCCCUGCUGUCUGGAGACUGGACACCACGUGCUCCCUCCCAACAGUGGCCUGGGACAUGGGCAGCAUGUGGCAAAUGCUCCGAAGAAGCCCCCACCCCCUGUGGAGGAGAAGUCCCCAAUGCUAUGCCGCCCCCCACCGCCGAGGGGCAGCCAGCUAUCCACAAGCCACUGACUUUGCACUACUCCUUCCCCAAAACCUUGGGGGAGAAGCAGGCAGUUCCCUUCUGUGGGCUGCGUGGGUGCUCCACACCCUCCUUGGGCUGGCACUGCCCAGUCCCCCGGAGGCUCUGCCCACAGCUGGGCAAACAGGAUUUUUUACCAUUGUGCUAUUCUGAUGGGGAAUGGGCAGCAGGAGUGGGGUGGGGUGGGGUGGGGAGGAGCAUUUACCCCCCCAUCUCCAUCUCGGUGCCAUCCCCGUCCAUUACCCCCCCUCACACACACACACUCAGGAAGAACCCAGGGGUGGCUCUAUUCCUUGCCCCCGUUGAUCCCACCAGGACCAUUCUGCCCUGGAUUUCCCAGUCCCACCUUGGCCCCAUACCCAGCUGUUCCUGUGUGAAGUUUGCUCCGAGGUUUGCUCCCGGGCUGCUGCUUUGGGGAAGGCGUUUAUAUUACAAAUCCCAGCUGUCCCCAACCUGGGAGUCUCUGUGAGGAGACUGAGAGUCUCUGACAGGAGACCUGUGCUGGGGGGCCUGAGAAUACCUGGGAAGGGGACAAGGCUCAUUCAACUCCAGGGCCCCAACCACACUUGGGAGAAAUAUCCAUGAUAUUAAAAUCUGGGCACCAGCUUUGACUCAGGGUAGAGAUGCCUCCUCGGACGUACCUAGGAGUUGUGGGGGGGAUCCUCCAUUUCUAUAGUGCAAAUUCCCCAGGCCCCUUCGUGCCACCGUUCCCCUCCCCCCUGCCAUUGCAGAGCUGUCACUAACCUGGACAGCUGGGGGAUCAUGGUGACUGGAGAAUGUUGAUCAGGGAUUUGGGAUUUAUCUGAAUCCCAACGCAUCCUCCGCCUUAUUUGUGCUGCUCUCCUGAGGCGGGGGGCUGGGGUACAAAUGCUUUAAUGGGGAAGGGGGAGGCUGCAUGGAGCCCCCCACAUCCACUAGGUCCCCUUCCCGCUGCCUGCUCCCCUCCAACACUUCUUUACACACCAGAGAACUCCUGGUAAUUGGGGUCCCCAGGAUCAGAGCAAUUGCAGACCUCCACCUGCAUGGCCAGCCCAGAGCAUCCACUCACUGGGGUGGCAGGGGUGGUCAUAGCAGACACCCUAGGUCAGAGGGAAUGGGGUAGGGCCUCACCAUGGCCACACAGGGGUCUGCACCCCACAUAUGACCAGCUGGGCUGUUACCCUCAUCCCCCAACUACCCUCUUGUAGGCCCACUGUGACUGCAGUGGGGCGAAGCCAAGACCCAGCUUCCCCUGCACAUACUAACUCAAGUUCUUUUAAAUCUGGGGGUGGGGGGGUGGCUGCCUGUCCUCCUUGGGUAGAUAUUGGGGGACUGCCAAUCCCCAGGGCCAAGAGGAUGGGUAGAGGGACCAGUUUCCAGCUUAGCAGGGAGCUUCCCCCAGGGCAGAGGAGACCCCACAUCCCACUAAGCUGGGCUGCUCUAACUGUGUCCAUCCUGUCCCCCUCCCCCUGCACAUACAUGGGGCAGUAGGUCCUGGCAGGGGUGUAGUAGGAGGUGUUGGGGUGCCAGGGCCUGGAUCGUGUUUACAGUUUGGCUGUGGGAAACGAGCCAGACAGUUUGUUAGUAAUUGUGAGUUUGUAUCUUUGUCUGUUUGUGAGUCUAUUAAAAUCAGGGAAUUGAACCAGCUCUGAGCAGUGCUCCUGUCCAACGGCCCUUGCCUACCCCAGCCUGCUGCUGUCCCAGCCCUGGGGCCCCCUUCAGUGCUCCCAGCACCCCAUGGCAUGCUCUCUCCAGCUAAGGCUUGUCU